Parnassius apollo (apollo) is the source of this 633-nucleotide messenger RNA. Lineage: Eukaryota; Metazoa; Arthropoda; Insecta; Lepidoptera; Papilionidae. The record is from the annotation of a GenBank genome assembly.
AUGCGGGGUGAGUGGUGGUGUGGAGACGAAGGCUGCGGAGUGCAUGACGGGCGUAUGCCGGGCGCGGAGUGCGGGGCGCGUGGCGGCGAGCCGCGGGCCGCCACUUCUCUGUACUCGAGGAGCCCCGGUACACCUCGGUUUCCGGCCGGCGUUCCCUCGCGGCUUCACAAGUAUCCCGCCGCGCCAAGCCCGCGUGCCGGCCACGUGGCCCACUCCCGUCGUUACUCAAACCAGUGUACUGAUACAAAUAGAUACAUAAAAAUGGAUUCAUCCCAAGUUAUCAUGGACGACCAAGAGAGAUGCUACAAAAUGUAUAAUAUGUACAAGAGACCCGAAAACGUUGAGACGUCCAUGUCUGGUCAUCGCGAAACAAAGUCCAGCGUGUACGCUAUGAAUGAUCAGACCUUUCACACGCCAUCUUUCGGGGACGAAGAAUUUGACAUCCCUCUGAUACACGGGCAGCAUGCUUCGAGUGGAGUAGUGCAUGUCACGCAAAUACAGUACUCCCAAAUGCAUCAUUCCGCGCCCCAGGUCACUGAAGUCGGCAUUUUCUUCUUCUUAAAAAUAUUUUUAAAUAACUUUAAUUAUUAUUCAAGACGUUACCUUUUCUAUAAACGAAAUAAAAUAAAAUAA